Symbiodinium sp. CCMP2456 is the source of this 2232-nucleotide messenger RNA. The record is from the annotation of a GenBank genome assembly. NCBI's taxonomy places the organism in Eukaryota, Dinophyceae, Suessiales, Symbiodiniaceae.
AUGGCGACGGAGAUGCAGCUGGCCUUAGUGCCGUCGGAUCUCCCGGGGCAGGGGCAUGAGGCAGCGCCUUCAUCCGAAGACCCUUUGGAGUUCUUUCAGCAGACAGAAGAGGGGACGCGCUUCAGGCAGAUCUUAGCAGACCGGCCCGCUUGGGUGCAAGGGGUCAUCCGCGAUGCCCUCCGCCUGGAAGUGCAGCGCUCGUUCGCGAGGAUUGCUGAACAGGCUGAGGCCGCAAAGCAAAUUGUCAGCGAGCUGCAGGAGAUGUGCGGGUCCGACGAUGCCAUUGCUGUCGCCGAGCUGGCCAAGGAGUUGCACGAGUCCAGGCUUUCUGCUCUGAAACGGGAGGCUCAGAAUAUGAAGGAGGAGAUUCGUCUUCUGAAGCGUGACCUUGUCGACGGCAAGUGGAGAAUUGUGGAGAGUCGAGCGAGGCGUCUGAAAAAUCAAGCCGAGCGCUUCAGAGAGAGGUAUGAGCAGUUGCACCCCAGGCUGCAGCGACUUCAGCAGAAGAUGCUCGAUAUUGCUGAAAAGUGCGAAGCAAAGGCUCAACAGUCGGACGAGCUGAUUGCAAAGGCUCAGAGCCGACAACAGUGGUGGUCGGCGAUGGUCUCUCGAACCUGUCAAGGCCUCAUCGUGAUCGGUGGUCUGCUCCACUUGGUUGGCGCAGUUGGCACCGUGGUGGUGGGAUGUGGUGCAGGGUCUGUUGCCGGGGUGAUUUUGGGAGCUGUAGCUAUAUUGACAACAGCGUGUCAGGCUGCCAUAGUGAUUCGGAACGCUUGUGGAACGCGAGCGGCAGCGGCGUCAGCAACAACACUGGCAGUGGCGACCCUCGCUAGCAAGACGAUCAUGAGCUCUUUGCUUCCCUCCACUAUCUUUGAAACACUUACCAACGUUGUCAAUACCGUGGCUUGGACAGGCAGGGGGGCAGCCAUGAUAUUGCCAGUCUUUUGGAUCGGAUGCGCGGUGGCUUUGCUGGGACAGGCCGGGCGGAGCCUUCUGAUGAGCUUGCUGCAACACAUCUACAAGGAAGAAAUCCGAAAACACGAAGCUGCCAGGACAUGGUUCGAGAAGAUAAGCCGGGGAGCCCGGGAGGCUGCAGCCAAGUUACAUGCUGUCUCUCAAAGCAGCCAGGCCUUGCGACAGUGCGCUGACAUGGUGGCAGACGCCGCGGACGAGCUUGCCGCCACGGCGCAGGAUGCACAAGAGUUUGACGACAGCGCAGAGGAGCUUGUUGGUGAGAGCGCAAACAUGGAAAGUCAGGUUCACAGACUUUGCGAGAGAUUUGAACAGCUCCCGGCAGCCAUUGAUGAGCUGCAGCGAGCCGUUGCAGAAUUGGCUUCCAAUGGUCGCCUCUCUUUGGAGGCAGGCGUUGGUCAUGCCAGUUCGCAGGAGCCACAUGAUGAGGAUUUCGCCUUGGAGGAGUCCGUUGGUCCUCCCAGUUUGAGCGAGGCAGGCGAGGAUCUCAUCUCGCACGAGGGCCUCGCCAUGCCAGCAGCUGACGCGGCAGAGUCAGCCGAUGUUGUCGAUGGCUGGAUUCUUGUGCAGUCCGUAUCAGGACAUAACGGUAACGGCGACUGCUUGCCCCUGAACACAUACAUUCUCGUGCCAGUGGAGAUGGCCGCGCGACUCGGUGCGCUUUCUGCAGCUGGACCUGGAGGAAACCGAAUCUGUCAGCUGCGGUCCCAGGGAAUCUCCCAGCGGCUCAUGUCCGUUGUGUCCGUGGGUGGAGCUUUACAUCGCAUGACGGCUAGCCAUCCCUUCAGAGUGCGUCGGUCCGGGUCAUGGAUCCACGAGACGGCCUCUUUAUUGAGUGAAGGAGAUAUCCUCACCACCCCAAAUGGAGUGGAUGUUGUGGAUGCAUUGCCAAGUGUUUCCAUGACAACCGAAGAAGUCUUUGAGCUGCAGACCCAAGAGCAGGCAGAAGAGAUCUACGUCUUCACGAGCACUCCGGGCAGAGAUGGUGCUCCGGUGUCCCUGAGUGGUGUGGCCGUCUUGGGCAGUGUCGGGCCCAGGACCAGGUGUGGCUCUGCUCCACCCCGUCUCUACCACCUGCCAUCGCUGGGCUCUCGCCUUUGCAAAGGGGGAACCCGUUGCAGCAACGUUUGCCGGGAUUUCAUCAGAAAUCGGUGCUUGCGGGGAGAGGACUGCUCCUUCUGUCACCGCUAUCACCCCGAGGAGCCGAAACGUCCACCACGCGGCAGAAGAGAGGAUGCGCGAAGCAGCCACAGCACCUGA